AUUUUUCUAAUCCACUGCCCUCUGCCCGAAUUCGACGCCUUCGUCUGUGACUUGAGCAGGGCAAGUACAAUCGCAACCCAUUUUGCACAGAUCACUGCAGUUUUCGAAGCAGCGUUUUAGGGUUUGAUUUCAACGCUUCAAUCGCGUCAGUCCUCUCAUCAUUGUCAAAUUUCCGCGCUCCUCGAUCUGUGCAGAGUUUAUUUUCACUGGGUUAUCGUAGCUUACAAUGCAGCAAGGGGAUGGAGUAGAGACGGAAGUGACAUGGGAAGACCAGCAGAAUAUUAAUGCCUUCGGUCGUCUCAAUAACAAGUUUCAUGAACUUGAGGACGAGAUUAAGGCGAAGAAGGACAUGGCAGACAAUCUUGAGGACGCCAGUAACGAGCUCAUAUUAGCAGAUGAACCAGAACUGCGAUACCUGAUUGGCGAGGUGUUUACCCACCUGCCAGUUGAAGAGGUGGAAGAGAAACUGGAAUCAUUGAAGGAGGAGAACUCUCAGCAGCUCGAGGAAUUACAGGAGGAAAAGAAUGAAGUUCUCGCUAAAAUGGCUGCUUUGAAGAAAAUUCUAUAUGGGAAGUUUGGCGAUUCAAUUAAUUUAGAAGAGGACUGAUUUCUAGUGAAUGAAAUUUUCCUACCUGUUGAUCGGCUUACUAUUGCAGUGAACUGCACACAGACGCCGUAGGAUGGACUGAUAUACUUCUGAUGUAAUGGAUGUUGCACCUUUUAGGAUGUCGCAGUAACCGUCCUCAAUAUCAAAAUUCACCGAUUGUGCAUUUUCCAUGAAUUAUAAUCCA
This is a messenger RNA of Physcomitrium patens, 791 nucleotides long. Its product is annotated as putative prefoldin subunit 4. Lineage: Eukaryota; Viridiplantae; Streptophyta; Bryopsida; Funariales; Funariaceae. The record is from RefSeq and is a predicted model, not a curated record. Gene Ontology annotation, cellular component: cytoplasm; prefoldin complex. Gene Ontology annotation, biological process: protein folding.